AUGCCAGGUGAUACUGGUGGUUACAAGAUAUACAAAGACUCACUGAAAGAGUGGCUUAUAUCAGGCCAUGCAUGGGAAACUCUGCACUAUCGUAGGUUUUUUGCCACAUGUGAGCCUCAAUAUACUGCAGAGGCCAUCAAUGGUCAACUUCCUAAAACGGGCAAGGAGACUAAUCAUAUAUGGCAGGUUUCCAUGUCUGCUUCAAAGACUCCCCUCAUACCUGUGGAGCUCUCUAGUAAACAUGCUUACCAAGAUCUGCUCAUAUGCCUCAGUAUCACUUCUCAUGUAUCCAAGAAGCAUCCCAUGGAGAAGGGAUAUUUGGGUAUUUAUUUGGGUAUUUUUGCGCAUUUAAUGGGGCUCUAG
Messenger RNA from Fomitopsis serialis, 363 nucleotides. RefSeq lists its product as uncharacterized. NCBI's taxonomy places the organism in Eukaryota, Fungi, Basidiomycota, Agaricomycetes, Polyporales, Fomitopsidaceae. The record is from RefSeq and is a predicted model, not a curated record. Bases 1 to 363 code for a protein of 120 amino acids. The transcript is spliced from 3 exons.